AUGUCGCUAUCAACCUCUCUUCGCCGUCCCAUAUGCGCGUCCUGUCGCCGUGCCGCCACGAACCAGGUCCGACACGCCACUCUCCUGCGACGGCCGAAGAAACCCUACACCUUCACUCAGAUGAUCACCCUCAGCGACGGCAGCACGUUCCUUCACCGAACAACGUCCCCGCAACCCAUCUAUCGAAGCACAAAAGACACCAAAAACAGUCCACUCUGGAACCCAUCAUCACAGAAACUGCUGAACGUAGAAGAAGACGAGGCUGGAAGAUUAAGGAGAUUUAGAGCCAGGUUCGGGAGAGGGUUUGAUGCAGAGGCCCUGGAAGGGGGAGAGGAGGUGAGUGCACGUGAACUAUACAAGUCUACGCAAUGAGGAGUGUUCUGGCUGACCGGUGGUUGUUUUGGUAGGCACGAGAGGGUGAAGAAGCACUAAAGCCUGCAGAAUCGCAAGAAAGUCUUCUGGAUCUAAUCAGCAGUGUUGGGAAGAAGGCAGAGAAGAAAGGCGAAGCGGCUGGCGUGAGAGAGCCUGCAAAGAAGAGCGGAAAGGGCAAGGGAGGGGAGAAGUGA
Molecule: messenger RNA, 566 nt
Organism: Lecanosticta acicola
Lineage: Eukaryota; Fungi; Ascomycota; Dothideomycetes; Mycosphaerellales; Mycosphaerellaceae
Source: the annotation of a GenBank genome assembly